Molecule: messenger RNA, 1099 nt
Organism: Linderina pennispora
Lineage: Eukaryota; Fungi; Kickxellomycota; Kickxellomycetes; Kickxellales; Kickxellaceae
Exons: 3
Coding region: 141-1034 (297 amino acids)
Biological process (GO): translation
Cellular component (GO): ribosome
Molecular function (GO): structural constituent of ribosome; RNA binding
Source: RefSeq, a predicted model, not a curated record
GUGCUCGCUUCUGUAAGCUCAAUUUGCGUCUUUUUAUUCCACCACAAUACUUUUAUCUCGAGGAGGUUGCGCGCACCCGGAAUCCAUUGAGGACUCGCUACACAUUCUGCACUCCUCCAGCCUAUUGAAUUGGAAAGAUAAUGUCGGCUAUUGCUACACGACUUGUGCGCGGAAUCAGGUUGGCUGGAGGCCUGCGCGCACUCUCCACCACGGUUCCGGCAGCAAAGAUCAACAGGGACCGGCUAAUGUUGCUCAGCGAAGCUGAGAACUUCCCCGACUUUUCAAAGUUCGAUCCGAUCUAUGACGACAUCACGGAAAACAGCCGGAUCAUUGACCUGUGGAAGCAGCAGAAGGCAGAGCAGGCAGGCGGCAACCUGGCAGCAUCGAGCAACGUUGACGCACAGGUGCGCAAGGAGCACAACGUGUUCGAUGCGCCGGAUGACUUCACGGUGAACUUCCCCAAGCGGCCGCCGCACCGGUCUGAGAUCUUUAGCACUGAGGGAGAACUGUACUGGUCCGAGGAGCUGAUGGUCCCGUAUGAGCAGUUCAAGCAGCUGACGAAGAAGACGCUGGUGGUCAAGCGCACAGUGCAGAUGACCCGCAAGGGUAAGAUCCCGAGCAUGUACGCCCUGGUGGUGGGCAAGAAUGCCGAGGUUUCCAAGGCGGUGCUGAAGGCGACUCGUCAGGCGAUCAAGAACAUGCAGCAGUUCCCGCGGUACGACGACCGCACCAUCUACCACGACAUUGAGCACAAGUUCAAGGCAACCAAGCUGCAGCUGUGGGCACGCCGGCCUGGAUUCGGCUGCCGCGUGGCCCCGAUGAUCCACGAGGUGUGCGAGUGCAUUGGCAUCCAGGACAUCGCCGGCAAGAUCCACGGGUCGCGCAACCCGAUGAACGUGAUCAAGGCUACCUUCGAAGCCCUGCAAACCCAGCGCCUGCCCAACGAUCUGGCCAAGGCCCGUGGCCUGCGCCUGCUCGAUGUCAACCACCGGUACUACGGGGGUAUCAAGAUGCCGGCAGCAUCAAAGCAAUAAAGUGGACUGCCUGCUGUGGCUAUUAUAUUCUGCCUGAUUCUUUUAAACAAGAUUACAAAGUUCAA